AUGACUAUGAAAGUUGAUAUCGGAGAAGACAAUGAAGCUUAUCGAAAUCACUGUCUGCGUGUUUUGACGUCCACCAAGUACCACUUGCCCGAUUCGGUGGAGAAGGUGAUCCCCAACUCUAUGGAUUUGGUAGCAAUGGCGCUGGCACACCACGAUGUCGCCCUCUGGACGGAAAAGACACUGGAUUAUCUUGAACCAAGCGCUACUCAUUUGGAUGCCAAGAAAAGGAGAAUGCACGGACGAAGAGGUUGCCAGUAUGAAAGAUAUGUCAUGUAUCAUCACAAGGUAACUGACUUCAAGUCUAGUAGUAGUCGAUCAGAGGAAGCAGACGCACUGGUCAAUGCUGUUCGCAAGGCAGAUUGGGCAGAUGCUAGUAUGGGUGUUGUUCGAUUUGGUUUGCCAGCAGUCUUACUCGAGGCUGCCUAUGACAAGAUUCCAGAAAGUGGCUUUCAUAUGCUUCUAAAUGAUUUUCCACCAAAGCUUUCUCCAGAUAGCUUGAUUGGACAACUGGAUGUAUUGAAGAUAUUUAAAUGAGUCAUGGUCCUUGAUGCUACCUUCCCUCUAUUCAUUGUACUAGGAGCUGCAGGCGUAAUAUUGGGAUGUAUUCUGAUAAAGCCAAUUAUGUUUCCCACCAUUGUGACAUAUCCUUGGAAGGAAGGAGAACAAGAAAAUGACACGGUUGUGUUAGCUGGGUCUUACAAUCCGCCACACCUUGGACAUCUAGCCAUGCUGGAGCACCUGUCAAGACGAUAUACGCGAGUCGUUGCAGUGAUUGGGUUCAAUCCAAACAAGAAGUAUCUUGUGUCACCACAAGAAAGAGUAGAUUUGUUGCGAGAAAUGAUCAAGACAAAACCUGGGAUGAAGAAUGUCCAAGUAGAAGUUGUUGAAGGCUACAUAUGGAGAUGGGCCAAGAAAGAGGGAGCCACCAUAUUCUUCCGUGGAAUAAGAAGUUGGGAAAAGGAUGGGGGAGACGAGAGAUCGCUUCAGAUUCUUAAUACUUGGGGACCACUGCUGCUCGGGCCUUUGGUCUGGCCUAUUCCUACCUGCUAUUUGGAAGGGAAUCCCAAGUAUAAUCAUGUCUCGUCUACUCUAGUUCGAGAUUUGUGUAGGAAGGAUACAAAGGAGAACCAUGAUGCCUUGGCGGAUUUGGUGCCACAGAGUCUCACAAAGUUAGUUGCAAAUCUAUAUGGGGCGAAAGACAAAUGA
Messenger RNA from Cylindrotheca closterium, 1206 nucleotides. The record is from the annotation of a GenBank genome assembly. Lineage: Eukaryota; Bacillariophyta; Bacillariophyceae; Bacillariales; Bacillariaceae.